AUGGCGGGACACCUGGCUUCCGACUUCGCCUUCUCGCCCCCGCCGGGCGGUGGAGGCGAUGGGCCGGGAGGGCCAGAGCCGGGCUGGGUUGAUCCUCGGACCUGGAUGAGCUUCCAAGGGCCUCCCGGUGGGUCAGGGAUCGGGCCGGGGGUUGGGCCCGGCGCCGAGGUGUGGGGUCUUCCCGCGUGCCCCCCGCCCUAUGACUUCUGCGGAGGGAUGGCCUACUGUGCACCUCAGGUUGGAGUGGGGCUGGUGCCCCAAGGCGGCCUGGAGACCCCUCAGCCCGAGGGCGAGGCGGGAGCCGGGGUGGAGAGCAACUCCGAGGGGGCCUCCCCGGAGCCCUGCGCCGCCCCCGCUGGCUCCGUGAAGCUGGACAAGGAGAAGCUGGAGCCGAGCCCCGAGGAGUCCCAGGACAUCAAAGCUCUUCAGAAAGACCUUGAACAAUUUGCCAAGCUCCUAAAGCAGAAGAGGAUCACCCUGGGAUAUACCCAGGCCGAUGUGGGGCUCACCCUGGGGGUUCUCUUUGGGAAGGUGUUCAGCCAAACGACCAUCUGCCGUUUUGAGGCUUUGCAGCUCAGUUUCAAGAACAUGUGUAAGCUGCGGCCCCUGCUGCAGAAGUGGGUGGAGGAAGCUGACAACAACGAGAAUCUGCAGGAGAUAUGCAAGGCAGAGACCCUCGUGCAGGCCCGGAAGAGAAAGCGGACGAGUAUUGAGAACCGAGUGAGAGGCAACCUGGAGAGCAUGUUCCUGCAGUGCCCAAAGCCCACCCUGCAGCAGAUCAGCCACAUCGCUCAGCAGCUCGGGCUUGAGAAGGAUGUGGUCCGAGUGUGGUUCUGCAACCGUCGCCAGAAGGGCAAACGAUCAAGCAGUGACUAUUCGCAACGAGAGGAUUUUGAGGCUGCUGGGUCUCCCUUCUCAGGGGGACCAGUAUCCUUUCCUCUGGCGCCAGGGCCCCAUUUUGGUACCCCAGGCUAUGGGGGUCCUCAUUUCACUACGCUGUACUCCUCAGUCCCAUUUCCUGAGGGUGAGGCCUUUCCCUCGGUGUCUGUCACCACUCUGGGCUCCCCCAUGCAUUCAAAUUGA
Messenger RNA from Eubalaena glacialis (North Atlantic right whale), 1083 nucleotides. It is a transcript of the gene POU5F1, whose product is annotated as POU class 5 homeobox 1. NCBI's taxonomy places the organism in Eukaryota, Metazoa, Chordata, Mammalia, Artiodactyla, Balaenidae. The transcript is spliced from 5 exons. Bases 1 to 1083 code for a protein of 360 amino acids. Gene Ontology annotation, biological process: regulation of transcription by RNA polymerase II. Gene Ontology annotation, molecular function: RNA polymerase II cis-regulatory region sequence-specific DNA binding; DNA-binding transcription factor activity, RNA polymerase II-specific. The record is from RefSeq and is a predicted model, not a curated record.